Onthophagus taurus is the source of this 1043-nucleotide messenger RNA. NCBI's taxonomy places the organism in Eukaryota, Metazoa, Arthropoda, Insecta, Coleoptera, Scarabaeidae. The record is from RefSeq and is a predicted model, not a curated record.
GGGCUUUGAUGUAUUUUACCAUAUAGGUGAAGGUUGAUUAAUUACUCUAAUAGUUAAAAAUUAUAUUUUGUUAUUAAUUAACUCUUCAUCAAUAUGGUUCUUAACUUUCGAUAUUUCGUAGUGUUUAUGUUAAUAAUUUCUGUUUCAAUUUCCCAAGAUACAUCCGGUUAUGGAGAUCCAGAAACUUGGCCUGAAUUGUACAAAACUUGUGGUGGAGAAAAUCAAUCUCCCAUAGCGUUACCAUUACCAUGUGACGCCGAUUUCAAAAUAAAUUUUCCACCAUUUAAAUUUAGCAAAUCAUCCUACGAAGUACCUCAAAAUGUAACAGUAACAAGAGAAAGUUAUACAGUCAAAGUUGAAUUUGCAAAUUCAUAUAAAAUUAGAGUAACAGGUUUACAAAAAGAUACUUAUUACGUCUUAACCCAAGUUCAUUUCCAUUGGGGCGAUAAUAAUUUAAUCGGAAGUGAACACUCAAUGAACGGCAGUUUUUACUCAAUGGAAAUCCACGCAGUAUUUUAUAACGCUUAUUAUGGUAGCUUUACUGAUGCCCAAACAAAACCAGAUGGUUUAAUGGUUUUUACUUAUUUCGCAAAGGUUGUUCCAAAAACGUCAACUUCUCAAUCAAGUACAAUGGAUUCAAUUGCAAAUGCAAUUAAGUUACUUACACAAAGAGAUAUUACGAAGGUAAAAGUUAAAAAGCCGUUCUCUUUUGCUAAGUUUUUCCCGAUUCUGCAAGAUAAUUACGUUGCUUACCAUGGAUCUUUAACAACUCCGCCUUGCUACGAAAGUGUUACCUUUAUUGUUUUUGAAAAACCACUAGAAAUAUCCGCUGAAAAUAUGGCAGCAUUUCGAGGAUUAUAUGCCGUUGAACCUGGAACACGUAAUAAUUUUAGACUUUUACAACCGCGUAACGGUAGAAAAAUUACUGGAAAAUGUAAAUGUACAUAAAUAUUAAAAGAAACAUUAUAAAUGAUAUUUUCUUGUAUUACUUGAAAUGUUCUUGUAAAUUAAAUGCAUUAAAAGUGAGCAUAUUUAAAACGUUA